GGCAGGAUCCUGGUUGCUAACCGCCAUUCACCUCAAAGACGAUGAAGAAAUAGUUGUUUGCGGAAGCGAUGGUGAAAGCUGGCAAACUCAUGUCAUGUCAUGUGAUGGCGCGAGCGACUAAACUGCGAUGGACGCAUUAGCGAACACCCGCAACCAAACGAUGGAAGAAAUCAAAGAUUCUCCAGACUAUAACUGGUUCAGAAGCACAGUUCCUCUAAAAAGAAUUAUUGUUGAUGAUGAUGACAGCAAAGUGUGGUCCUUGUAUGAUGCAGGCCCGAAGAGCAUCAGGUGCCCUAUCAUGUUCCUUCCGCCUGUCAGUGGAACUGCAGAAGUGUUCUUCCAACAGAUGUUGGCUUUGACAGGCUGGGGCUACAGAGUAAUAUCUCUUCAGUAUCCAGUGUACUGGGAUCUCAUAGAGUUCUGUGAUGGAUUUAGGAAGCUUCUCGAUCACUUGCAGUUAGAUAAAGUUCAUCUUUUUGGUGCAUCCUUGGGUGGCUUCCUGGCCCAGAAGUUUGCAGAGUUCACUUGCAAGUCCCCCAGGGUGCACUCUUUGAUACUGUGUAAUUCAUUCAGUGAUACCUCCAUCUUUAACCAGACAUGGACAGCGAACAGUUUUUGGUUGAUGCCAGCUUUCAUGUUGAAGAAGAUUGUUCUCGGGAAUUUUGCUAAAGGACCAGUCGACCCAGAAAUGGCCGGUGCGAUUGACUUCAUGGUUGAUAGGCUGGAGAGUCUUAGCCAGAGAGAGCUGGCAUCCAGGUUAACGCUAAACUGUCAGAACUCUUAUGUGGAGCCACAUAAAAUAAAGGAGGUUGCUGUGACUAUUAUAGAUGUUUUUGAUCAGAGUGCACUCUCUUUAGAAGCAAAGGAAGAGAUGUAUAAAUUGUUUCCAAAUGCCAAACGAGCUCAUCUCAAAACUGGUGGAAACUUCCCGUACCUUUGCCGAAGUGCUGAUGUAAACCUCUACAUACAGAUUCAUUUGCAUCAGUUCCAUGGAACACGGUAUGCUGCCAUUGACCCGGGUAUGGUGAGUGUUGAGGAACUGGAGGUCCAGGAGUGCCACCUGAAAACAUGCCAAGAAUCUGACGAAGCCCAAUGACAAGCAUUUUGGAGCGCUGCAAAAAUGUAAUUGAACCUUUAAAAAUGAAAUUGAUCAUAAAACAUUUUGUCUAUGUAUAUUGUCAGUCAUCUAGUUCAGGGGUCCCCAACCCCCAGGCCGUGGCCUGGUACCGGUCCGUGGAUCAUUUGGUACUAGGCUGCACAAGAAAGAAUAAAUAACUUGCAUUAUUUCCAUUGUA
Molecule: messenger RNA, 1295 nt
Organism: Syngnathus typhle (broad-nosed pipefish)
Lineage: Eukaryota; Metazoa; Chordata; Actinopteri; Syngnathiformes; Syngnathidae
Gene: spg21
Product: SPG21 abhydrolase domain containing, maspardin
Exons: 9
Coding region: 128-1096 (322 amino acids)
Cellular component (GO): trans-Golgi network transport vesicle; cytosol
Molecular function (GO): CD4 receptor binding
Source: RefSeq, a predicted model, not a curated record